Molecule: messenger RNA, 2720 nt
Organism: Pogonomyrmex barbatus (red harvester ant)
Lineage: Eukaryota; Metazoa; Arthropoda; Insecta; Hymenoptera; Formicidae
Gene: Exo70
Product: exocyst complex component 7
Biological process (GO): exocytosis
Cellular component (GO): exocyst
Molecular function (GO): transferase activity; phosphatidylinositol-4,5-bisphosphate binding
Source: RefSeq, a predicted model, not a curated record
AUGCGCGAAAAGAGCAUUACUGAAAACAAUACCGGUAAUAACGAGAUGCGGAUCUGUCUGGAUCCGCCUUUAAGUUCAAAGAAAGGAGGUUUCCUCGGCGACCUCGACAGAACUGAGAGUUUGUCGGUUCCACCCUAACCUGGUCUGAAUUGUCAUCGGCUCACCUGUAAAGGAGCCGAGGAAUUUGAAGAACAUUUUUGAUCGGUGAUACGCGAAAAUUUUGAAAACAACAUGCAGAUGUAACAAUGAAAGAGAAAAAGAACAGAUGUCAAAGUUGUUAUAUGAUUUGGUGAUAGAAUAGUUGAAAUAGCGACAAUUUUAAAGUAGAAAAUGUAAUUCUUUUCUCUUUUGGAUACUGGAUGUUACAGAUAACUGGAGUGUGUUGAGCCUUGUAUUAGGCUCUGGGGAUAAAAUCCUGACUGCCAAAGAUAUUACAGUCAUGCUUCUCUAACAGAGACUUACUUAUUGUUUAUAAUUCAUUGAUCAGUUUUGUUCUCAAUUGUACAUACAAAAACCAAGGAAACAUGCAUGCGCGUGCUGACACUUCCGAGAGACGAUUCGAGAUACAGUGUAAACUCGAGUCAGAAAUUGCUGCUUUGGAUGCCCUAAAAGAGGCGGAGGAACGCAGUCGACGAUUAACGAGUGGAGUAGUAGGAAUACUCUCUUCCUUGGAGGAUCGUUUAGCUACACUGCGACGUACAAUACUUCCUGUUUACAAUGAAACUGGAAAUCUCCAAGCUCAACAACAUAAUAUAGAGAAGACUUUAAGCGUGCUGGAUCAUGCUAUUGGAUAUUAUGGCGUAUGUCAAGAGGUAGAAGCUGUGGUACGUGCUGAACCAAGUGGGCCUAGUGGUUUGGAUGGUUUUCUUGAGGCUAUGAAUCGUCUCUAUAAUGCUCAGCGGUAUUUCCAAAAAAACAAUCCUAGUUCCGUCGAGUUGCAAAAUGUCACAGGUCUCUUCUCGAUUGGCCUAGAAUCGCUUUAUGCCGAAUUCCAUGAUAUUCUCAAUCGUCAAAGUAGACCGAUCCUUCCUAUUGUGCUUCUGGAUCUCAUCGGCUCCGACGAGGAUACCAGCGGCGAAGACGCGCCGCAAUCUCUCUGCCAACUGCCCGAGAGCGUGAUGAGCGAUCUGCUCAAGAUCGCUGGAUGGCUCGAGGAAAGGGGUCAUCGUAAACACACAAAGAUGUACGCUUCCGUACGUUCUGUAAUUGUUCUGAGAUCUUUGCUGCUGCUUAAGGAACAUCAAAGGAGCGCCAGCGGUGGUAGCACCCACGGUGGAAGUCCUAUGCCUCGAGCGAAAUUUGCUAACCGGCACUCUCUGGAUGGUCAGGAAAAUGCAGGCCGUAAGGCGUCGCGGCGGUUGCAACAUGCGUUGGAUAAAGCCAACAGAAUGCUGUUGAAAGCGUCGCAAACAACGAGACUGAACCUGGCUCUGAACUCGGUCUCCAGAAAACCAACGCUGCAGCUCGCCCCAUAUUCGAUAGAGGAUGCAGCGCCAGACGAACAAGAAAUGGAGAAUUAUCUGCUGCUGGCAGCUGGCUUGCACAAGCUCAUACAAGCCGAGCGCGCGCUGGUUGCGAAAAUACUGCCGGCUUCUUUACAGGCACAAGUACUUGAAGCUACCGUACGCGAUGCUAUGGACUUAGUAGCUCAUGACGGAGACAGCAUAGCCACGCGUGCCAAACGUUGCAUCACGAGACGCGAUUUUUCCGCCGUUCUCGUGGUUUUCCCGAUUCUGAAACAUCUCGGCGAGUUAAAGCCCGAUCUCGAAAGGACGGUUGAAGGUUGCGAUUACGCUCUCCGCUCGAAGUUCGCAUCCGUACUCGAUACAUUACACACAACCGGUGCUAAAGCUUUGGAAGAAUUUGCAGAAAGCGUGAGAAAUGAAUCCGGUGCGGGUUUGCCAAAGGAUGGUACCGUGGCGGAGGGAACGAGCAAUGUCCUAGUCUUUCUGGAACAACUAGCUGAAUACGCGGAUAUGGCAGGUGCCGUUCUUCGACGUAAUCUUUUCACAGAUCAAUCUGCACUGUACUCAAAAGAUCCGGAAAAUGUACAUAAAACAGUUCUCGGUGUAUAUAUCAAAAAGGUUCUUGCUCAAUUGAAUCUAGCGCUAGUGAGUAAAAGCGACGCGUCUUAUUCCGAUCUCGCUUUACGAGCUUUAUUUCGGCUGAAUAACCACAAUUACGUGGUUAACGCUCUCUCUCGAAGCUCCCUUAUGGAACUGCUCUUACUGGCCGAGCCGAGUGCGGAACAAACGUACCAUGAUCUACUUCUCAAAGACAAAAACAAUUACGUUACCACGACGUUUGCCAAAGCCCGAUCGUAUCUCGCAGAUGAACCAGAUCUCGCCGCCAAAAUAUUGAAGGAGAAGUUCUUGGGUUUCGCGAGAGAACUCGAGGAAGUGACCAAGUGUCAACGUUCUUACUCGGUACCUGAUAGAUGUUUGCGCGAGGAGUUGAGGAAGGAACUGCGCGAGGCGAUCGUGCCGCUGUACACUGCGUUCCAUAAUAAAUACCGCGGCACAUCGUUCUCGAAGAAUCCGGCGAAAUACAUCAAGUACACACCUGAUCAAAUAUCGGCGCUGAUCAACACGUUUUUCGACACCGCCGCAUAAUAAUGUAUGUACACGUGUAUAUUGUACUGAAGAUCUUUCUUCUCGACAAGGAGAAUUAGCAGAAUGUUUAAUAAACACCCAUUUAAUAAAGCAUAUUUAGUUACAAUA